UUUGAACUUUGAUAACCCCAAAUGCCCUGGAAGUGAAAACCCAUAAACCCCUCACAGUUUGCCUAAACCCUCCUCCUUCACCUUCAAACCUCCUCCACCAUGAGGCCACCGCGCAAAACCACGGCACCAGCCUCCACAGAACACAAAAACCAAGACCACCACCACAACCACGAACACGACACGGAAACAACCUUCACACCCACCACCGACAUCUGCCAACAACUCCUCGACCGUUACAACAAGUCCUCAGCCCCUCAACACCGCCACCUCAUCGCCACCGCCGCCGCCACCCGCUCCCUCCUCCUCUCCUCCUCCCUCCCCCUAACCCCCCUCUCCUACUUUGCCGCCUCCGUCGCCACCCUCGCCGACUCUGACCUAACCCUAGACGCCGACGCGCUCUCCGCUCUCACGGCCUUCCUCGCCAUCGCUCUCCCGCUCGUGCCGGAGAAUGCGAUCGUGCCGUCCAAGGCGGCUGAGGCGGUGGUGGUCCUCGUGGGGGUGGCGGAGGGGAGGAGCGACACAGUGUCGAACGCGAGUGCUAGGGCUGUGGUCAAGUGUUUGGGCGUUUUGUUAGGGUUUUGCAAUUUGGAGGAGUGGAAUUUGGUUAAAUUAGGGUUUGAGACUCUUCUUAAGUUCUCGAUUGAUAGGCGUCCAAAGGUUCGGAAAUGCGCUCAAGAUUGUGUUGUUCAGGUCUUCAAGUCUCUAAAAUCACAUGCUGUCACAAGCGAGGCCAGUAAAUUGGUACUCUCUUUGUUCAAAGGCUGUAUGCCAUUUGCAGUUGAGAUAAGUGCUUCCGGAGACACGGAUUCAUCCAAAGAUGAGAUAUUGUCGAAACCGGAGCACCUAGAUGUUGUUCACAUGCUUACUCUACUGAAACAUAUUCUUCCAUAUCUCUCUGUCAAAGUCAGUUUGAAAAUAACUUCUCAACUGCACAAAGUCAUGAAUUCCCACUUCUCAGCAUUGACAAGGCACAUUUUUGGUGUUAUUAAAGCCGUUUUUGAAACUUCAAAAGGUGAAGUAGUAAUCCUAGUGGCAGAGAACAUUAUGAAAUCCCUCAAAUCUUAUAUAUCCUUGGGGGAAAGGAACCCCACUGACACUGUUUUGUAUGCGGCAACCUUGUUAAGAAGUGCGCUCGACAAACUUCAAGCUGGGGAAGCAAGCAAAUGGAUCCACAAUCUUCCCUUGAUAUUUGGCUCCAUAGCAGGUCUUUUGACUUCUGAGGCUGAUACUGCUGCGCAGGCUUCAGAUAUUUUGAAAGAGUUGAUUAACUCCCAUAUCAGUGGAAACUUAUUGACAAUUGAUAACAAGUCAGUUGAUGAUGAAGUUUUGUGUACCAUGGCAGCAAAUGCAAUAAAAUCCGUAUGUGUUAUCUUUGAAAAUGAGCUCAGCAGCUGUGGUGGAAUUCCAAAUGAGCAUAUUUUGUCGGUGAUGUCUGUUUUGUUCCACAAACUUGGUGAGAUCUCAUACUUGUAUAUGAAGGAUACGAUACUGAAACUUGGUGACAUGAUGAAACUUGCUUGUCAGAGUAAGUUUGACACCAAACAUCUUCAGGAAUGUAUUGGAUCUGCUGUUAUUGCCAUAGGGCCAGAGAAGAUACUUACCCUUGUACCUAUCAACCCUAACGCCGAAGAUCUCACUUGUUCAAAUGUGUGGUUGAUGCCUCUCUUGAGGGAUUACGUAGUUGGAUCAUCCUUACAGUUCUUUAUAGAGCAUAUUGUGCCACUUGCUGAAUCCUUCCAGCAGGUUUCUGCUAAAGCUAAAAAGUCGGCAAGUAGAAAAGAUCUGCAGGCAUAUGCAUGUGGCUGUUGGGGACUCUUACCUGCCUUCUGUCGCCAUCCAACUGAUACAUACCAAAAUUUUGGAUCUCUAGUGAAGCUUUUAAUUCCUUUCAUCACGAAGGACUCAUAUAUGCUCCAAAAUAUAGCCAUUGCUUUGCAGGAACUUGUGAAUCAAAAUAGAAGUGUUCUUGGAUCCAGUGUGAGUGCCGGAGAGUUUGCAGCGCCUCCAAAGACGUCUGAAAUCGAGUUUGGAAGUAAAUCUUAUUCAAAGAAAAAAGCAAGCAGAAACAUCAAGGUUUUGGCGUCAUGCUCUGAGGAGUUGCUUCAGGCUUUGGUUGAUGUCUUUUUUGGGUCAACCCCAGAGCAACGUGCAUAUUUGAAGGAUACCAUCACAUGCCUAGCAUCUAUCACUGAUUCUUCGGUGACGAAAAGGAUUUUCAUAUCCUUACUGGAAAAAUAUCAGCUAAUAAAUGAUUUAGAUGAAUCUGGAAAGCAAGUGAGUCGUACAGAUGAUUUGCGUGUUCAACAGCAGGGCAACUUUACUUAUAGUGAAAAAGAAGCAAAGAGGGGCCUAACAGUGGAACUAGCAUCUUCUCUUGUUGAAGGAGCUAGUGAGGAUCUCAUAACUUCAAUUCUGAGCUUAAUUAAACACACUUUGCAGGAAAGUAAUGAGGACUGUCAGAGUGAAGCUUACAACACCUUGAGCAGGAUGUUAGAGGAGCAUUCUUGGUUUCGUUCAUCACAUGUCAAUGAGCUGAUGGAUUUUCUACUUGGCUUGAAGCCUCCCGUUAACAUCGCAACACUUAGAAGUCGUUUUGCUUGCUUCCGGAUAUUGUUGGUUGACACACUACAGGGAGGUUUGGACGAGGAAAACUCAAAUGCUUUUCUUGUUCUCAACGAGGUUAUAAUCACAAUAAAAGAUUCCACUGAAGAAGCUAGAAAAGCAGCAUAUGAUAUGCUUAUUGGCAUAAAUUCUGCCUUGCAAGAAUUGCCCUUUGCUACUUCUGAUGGGCCUUACCAAAAGCUUGUUAGCAUGAUAAUGGGAUAUCUCUCUGGUUCCUCUCCUCACAUAAAGAGUGGAGCUGUUUCAGCCCUAUCUGUAGUGGUACAUAACAACGCAGAAAUCUGUCUUUUGGUACCUGAUCUGGUCCCAUCUGUUCUAGCUUUGCUGCAAACCAAAGCUGUCGAAGUAAUUAAAGCUGUUUUGGGAUUCGUAAAAGUACUUGUAUUGUGCCAUCAGGCAAAAGACCUACAGAAUAUUCUGCCUGAUAUUGUCAAUGAAGUUGUCCGAUGGUCAUCUGUCUCCCGGCAUCACUUUAGAGCUAAGGUCACUGUCAUUCUGGAGAUCCUCAUGCGUAGGUGUGGUUCAGCCCAAGUUAAGUUAGUUACACCAGAAAAACAUCUGAAUUUUGUCAAAGGCAUUUUGGAGAAUCGACAUGGCAAAGCAAGUUCGAAGGAAAGUAGCGCUACUGAUAUGGAACCGGAGGUUUUGGAGUCAUCUCCCAGGAGGAUGCAACGGAAGAGGAAACGCGAGGAACCUAGUAUUCCAUCUGAGGAAGAUGGUAAAGUGGAGUCUAGAUUUAGGAAGCGCGGGAUGAAGCUUGUGAAAAAGGCUGGCAGUCAUACUGCUGAUCGACGAACUGAAGGUCAAUCACGUGGAAAUGCAAGAAACAAGAGGAAUUUUAAUGGGGACCCCACAGCUAGCCGAAAGACGCAAAUAAACCACACGAAAGGAAGAAAAAAAUUUCGAGAGGCUAGUCAUAGACCUGGGGCUGCCUCCAAAUUGGCCAAGAACAGGAAAGUGGCAAGGAAACAGAAGCGUGCCUAAAUUAUGGCCUAUGGAAGAUUCCAUAAAUCACUCUUCCAAUCGGCGGGUGAGUUUGAAAAAGGAAACAGAAGGGAGAGCCCAAAUUAUAGCCUAUGGAAGAGUUCCAUAAAAUCACUCUUCCAAUCGGCAGGUGAGUUUGAAAAGAUACAGAAGAUCUCAUAACAAGUCAGCUGUUGAUAAAUAUUCAGAAUGUGGAGUUGGCACAUGGUUUAGGUCCAUUACUUGCCCGGUGCAAAAUUUUGCUUUGUUGAAACGACGUAAUUUGGAUAUUUUUGGGAUUAUUCAUUGUUCAGUGGAGCAAAAUCCCUCAGUUUUGGUUAAGCUUUCUGGUUGGGUAAUUGGUGGCAUGCACUACCAGAAGGCGAAACACUGUAUACUAGUCUAUUUAUAGAUUUUCCAAUUUGAUUCCAGCAUUUUGUUUA
Molecule: messenger RNA, 4028 nt
Organism: Rhododendron vialii
Lineage: Eukaryota; Viridiplantae; Streptophyta; Magnoliopsida; Ericales; Ericaceae
Exons: 18
Coding region: 100-3606 (1168 amino acids)
Source: RefSeq, a predicted model, not a curated record